Molecule: messenger RNA, 962 nt
Organism: Dryobates pubescens (Downy woodpecker)
Lineage: Eukaryota; Metazoa; Chordata; Aves; Piciformes; Picidae
Gene: RAP1A
Product: RAP1A, member of RAS oncogene family
Exons: 10
Coding region: 302-856 (184 amino acids)
Biological process (GO): cellular response to cAMP; negative regulation of synaptic vesicle exocytosis; Rap protein signal transduction
Cellular component (GO): plasma membrane
Molecular function (GO): GTPase activity; GDP binding; GTP binding
Source: RefSeq, a predicted model, not a curated record
CUCCUCCCCAGGCUGCGGCCGGUGAGGGCGGAGCGGACGCGGCGCUGCCGCCGCGCACAGCAGCCGAGCCCGGAGCCGAGCGGCGGCGGCAGGCGGCCCGGAAAGCGGCGGUCAGGUGUGAGCCGGGCGGCCCGGGCUCGAGGGGAGCUGCGCCCCGAGAUGUAACGGGGCGCACAAAGCUGCCGUCCUCGAAGACCACCCGAGUCCCUUAUAGGGAGUUGAGGAAAACCUUCAGUAGGCCUGCUGACACUGAUGAGAGAUCUUUUAUGCCAAGGCCAUCGCUGUCGGAACAGACCACACCAUGCGUGAGUACAAGCUGGUGGUCCUUGGUUCAGGAGGUGUGGGGAAGUCUGCUUUGACUGUACAGUUUGUUCAGGGAAUUUUUGUGGAAAAAUAUGACCCAACAAUAGAAGAUUCUUACAGAAAGCAAGUGGAAGUAGACUGUCAGCAGUGUAUGCUUGAAAUCCUCGACACAGCAGGGACAGAGCAAUUCACAGCAAUGAGGGAUCUCUACAUGAAGAAUGGCCAAGGGUUUGCACUAGUAUACUCCAUCACAGCACAGUCCACCUUCAACGACCUCCAGGACCUGCGGGAGCAGAUCCUGCGAGUUAAGGACACCGAGGAUGUUCCAAUGAUCCUGGUGGGCAACAAAUGUGACCUGGAGGAGGAGCGCGUCGUGGGCAAAGAGCAGGGUCAGAACCUGGCCAGGCAGUGGUGUAACUGUGCCUUCCUAGAAUCCUCUGCAAAGUCUAAAAUCAACGUUAAUGAGAUCUUUUAUGACCUGGUCAGACAGAUAAAUAGGAAAACACCAGUGGAAAAGAAGAAGCCUAAAAAGAAAUCAUGUCUGCUGCUUUAGACUCCCACUGUGCAGCAGCUCUGAGCCAGAUCACAGGAAUGAAGAACUGUUGCCUCAAUGGAAAGUGCCAGCAUCCCCUCCCCCCUCCCACCCCCAACCCCCCCCC